AUGUUCUAUCCUAGCCUGGAAUCGUUGCAUGCCGACCUCCCGACAGUUAUCACCACUAUUAUUUAUCCUGGUCCUCUGCUCGCAAAAUUUUCCGAUGCAUGGCUAGCUUAUGUGGCUUACCAAGGAUAUCGUUCGGAAGUCGUUCAUAACCUCCAUAGGCAAUACGGUCUGUUCACUCUGGGAUCUGUUCACUCUCGUCAAUGGCUAAUUGUUAUUCCUCAAGGACCCUUCGUUCGAUUAGCGCCUAAUCACAUUUCUGUGGCGUUGUCGGACGCACUACCAGUGGUAUACGGGCACGGCCAUGGGACACUGAAGUCGUCGUUCUAUGACGUGUUUGCGUCCACAUCUCCAGGACUGUUCGAUACUCGCGAUCGCAAGACACACACUCGCAAACGAAAGAUCAUCUCGCAUACUUUUUCGCAGAAGAGUGUACUGGAGUUUGAGCCACAUGUACGCAGUUAUGUCAGCCAACUUCUGGGACAUUGGGAUAAGUUGUAUGAUAAAAGUCUGAAAGGGAUGUCGGGCAAGGAAGGAAAUGGUUGGACAGGUCGUAACGGAAGGCUUUGGUUGGACUGUUUCCCGUGGGCGAAUUAUCUCACGUUCGACAUCAUCGCUGAUCUAGCGUUUGGGGCUCCUUUCGGGAUGAUCAUGGCAGGCAAAGAUUCUGCUCUGGUGCCUAAGGAUCAACAUACUGCGAUGGAUUCUUACGGGAAGGUGGGCACAAAUUAUGCUACGAAGGAGGUCGCAGUCAUCAAAACUGUGGGUGGUGCAUCGGAGACGUUCCCGGUGACUAUGGGUGCUGUACCCGGGUGGUGGAGGACACUGCUCGGGAGAAGUCCGUUCCUUCGAGAGGGCGGAGAGGACUUCAAAGCCAUCGCGGGAUUGGCAAUCGUGGCUGUGUCGAAGAGAUUGGAGGUACCGACAGACAAGAACGAUUUGCUCAACAAGCUGCAAGCUGCGAGGGAUGAAGACGGCAACCCAAUGUGCAAAGAAGAACUUACUGCAGAAGCGGUGACGCUUCUUGCUGCCGGAGGUGAUACCACCGCGAAGCAAGUCCUUUUCUUUUCAAUGAGUACAGUACACAAACUCAAUUAUUUGCUUAGCACUACUUCUGCCAUCAUCUACUACCUCGCGCGCUCCCAGAGUGUACAAGAAAAACUCCAGAAGGAGCUGGACGAACAUCUUGAUUCCGACGUCGCUACAGUCGAGCAAGUUAAAGGACACUCUUAUUUGCAAGCAGUCAUCAACGAGGGGCUACGAGUGUAUUCUACACUGGCUAUGGGGCUUCCCCGCGAAGCACCUGAGGGUGGGAUAAUGAUUUUAGGAAACUACUUCCCCGGUGGUACGAUUAUCAGUGUCCCUACUUAUACCAUCAAUCGGGACCCAACCGUAUUUGGUGACGACGUGGAGGAAUUUAGGCCUGAGAGAUGGCUCGAGCCCGGCAGUGCUGCAAUGUUGAAGGUGUUUAGUCCAUUCUCUGUUGGUCCUCGGGGAUGUAUCGGGCGUAAUCUGGCGAAUAUGGAGCUGCAGCUCAUCAUCGGAUCGAUUUUGAGACACUUCCAUUUCGUGUUGGAGAAUCCUGAUGAAAUUUUCGAGGUACAUGAAGGUUUCGUCAGGAAACCCGUUACUUGCCGCGUUGGUAUGCGGCGACGUGAAGUGCUUUAGAUCAUCGCGAAGAGACGUUUAACAAUUUCUUCUAUAUACUAUAAGCACUCGUGAAUUCAGCUCUGGAAUCCUAACGCACGGCUGCUAGCUUUCAUACAUGUUGCUGUUAUGAAAGACCUUUCGUCUGCUAAUAUUAUUGUCGUUUCCGAAGAUCCGACCGCUGACCAACCUAUUCCAGUGUGAGGGAGACACCCUUCUCUUCUCGGAUCAGAUAUAUCAGGCGAGAAUAUUUUUUUUGAGCUUAUACUGACAUGUUUAACAGCCUACAACUCAAUUGUUUCAAG
Molecule: messenger RNA, 1949 nt
Organism: Desarmillaria tabescens
Lineage: Eukaryota; Fungi; Basidiomycota; Agaricomycetes; Agaricales; Physalacriaceae
Product: cytochrome P450 monooxygenase
Exons: 6
Coding region: 1-1665 (554 amino acids)
Molecular function (GO): iron ion binding; oxidoreductase activity, acting on paired donors, with incorporation or reduction of molecular oxygen; heme binding
Source: RefSeq, a predicted model, not a curated record